GCCUUGCAAUACAUCAGAGAACUCACAUGGGAGAAACCCUAUGAAUGUAAUGAAUGUGGGAAAGCUUACAGCUGGAAGUCUAGCCUUGAACUACAUCAGGGAACUCACACAGGGGAGAAGCCCUAUGAAUGUCAUGAAUGUCAGAAAGCUUUCACCCAGAAGUCAAGCCUUGUAAUACAUCGGAAAAGUCACACAGGGGAAGAACCCUAUAAAUGUAAUGAGUGUGGGAAAGCUUACACCUGGAAGUCAAGUCUUGAACUACAUCAGAGAACUCACACAGCAGACAGAUUUCACAAAUGUAAUGAAUGUGGGAAAGCUUUCACCUGCAUGUCACGCCUCCGAGGACAUCAGAAAAUCCACACAGGAGAGAAACCCUAUGAAUGUAUAGAAUGUGGGAAAACCUUCCUCUGGAAGUCAUUCCUGAGAAUACAUCAGAGAAUUCACACAGGAGAGAAACCCUAUGAAUGUAAUGUAUGUCGGAAAGCUUAUACCUGGAAGUCAAACCUUGAACUACAUCAGAGAACUCACACAGGGGAGAAGCCCCAUGAAUGUAAUCACUGUGGGAAGACUUUCACCCAGAAGUCAAGCCUUAUAAUACAUCAGAGAACUCACACAGGGGAGAAACCCUAUGAAUGUAAUGAAUGUGGAAAAGCUUACACCUGCAUGUCACGCCUCAGAGGACAUCAGAGAAUUCAUACAGGGGAGAAACUUUAUGAGUGUAUUGAAUGUGGUAAAACUUUCAUCUGGAAGUCAAUCCUGAGAAUGCACUGGAGGAGGCAUACACAGGAGAAGCCAUACGAAUGUAAUGAAUGUGGGAGAGCUUUCACGUACAAAUACCACUUUAGAAUACAUCAGAGAAUUCACACUGGGGAGAAACCCUAUAAAUGUAAUGAGUGUGGGAAAGCUUACACCCAGAAGUCAAGCCUUAUAAUACAUCAGAGAAAUCACACCGGGGAAAAACCCCAUGAAUGUAAUGAAUGUGGGAAAACUUUCACCUGCAUGUCACGCCUCCGAGGACAUCAGAAAAUCCACACAACGAAGAAACCCUAUAAAUGUAUAGAAUGUGGGAAAACAUUCCUCUGGAAGUCAUUGCUGAGAACACAUCAGAGGAGGCAUACACAGGAGAAGCCCUAUGAAUGUAAUGAGUGUGGGAAAGGUUAUACCUGGAAGUCAAGCCUUGAACUACAUCAGAGAACUGACACAGGUGAAAAACCUCAUGAAUGUAAUGACUGUGGGAAGACUUUCACCCAGAAGUGAAGCCUUAUAAUACAUCAAAGAAGUCACAGGGAAAAAUCCUAUGAAUGUAACGAAUGUGGAAAAGCUUACACCUGCGUGUCACGCCUCAGAGGACAUCAGAGAAUUCACACAGGGGAGAAACUCAAUGAAUGUAUUGAAUGUGGUAAAAUUUUCGUCUGGAAGUCCGUCCUCAGAAUGCACUUAAGGAGGCAUACACAGGAGAAGCCAUAUGAAUGUAAUGAAUGUGGGAGAGCUUUCAUCUACAAACACUACUUGAGAAUACACCAGAGAACUCACACGGGAGAAACCCUAUGA
Messenger RNA from Acinonyx jubatus (cheetah), 1551 nucleotides. RefSeq names its product zinc finger protein 658B-like. NCBI's taxonomy places the organism in Eukaryota, Metazoa, Chordata, Mammalia, Carnivora, Felidae. The record is from RefSeq and is a predicted model, not a curated record.